This is a messenger RNA of Monomorium pharaonis (pharaoh ant), 2511 nucleotides long. RefSeq names its product serine protease inhibitor 88Ea. The transcript is spliced from 4 exons. Bases 419 to 1771 code for a protein of 450 amino acids. Lineage: Eukaryota; Metazoa; Arthropoda; Insecta; Hymenoptera; Formicidae. The record is from RefSeq and is a predicted model, not a curated record. Gene Ontology annotation, molecular function: serine-type endopeptidase inhibitor activity.
AUUAAAAUAGUUAUAACUCAGCAACCGUUUAGUAGAUGCGUUUUCAAUUUUUUGCAGUACAUUAGGGAAACUAAAAGAACAAUUUCACAAAUUUUUCGCAACUUUGUACCAUUUUAAACUUCAGUCCGAUACAUCUUUAAUAGAUCAUACAGUUUCUAUCAGAAAUGUUUUUCUGUAUCUUCGUUUUGUUUUUCCAAAUGCUUCGAUGAUUUUUCUUCAUACCAUCCGAGCCUGAAUCCCUCCUUACGUGACGAACCACUGGUGAAGAGGAGUGGGGCCAGCUAAAGGCAUUCUCUUCUAGCGGCUCAUCGUGAUUCAGUUCUGCCGCUUCCCGAGUUCUCGAUCGUCGCUCGGAGUCUCGGACGUCCUACAUUACUUACUGCUAACUGAUUGACACGUUGAUUUUUUUGCUAGAACAAUGUCGUUCCUCACGGUGAUACCGUUGCUGUCGGCGAUCAGCAUGAUUUCGGCGCAAUGUCUAACAGGCGACGACAUCCCCUCGACGAUGAACCCGAUGUCGAGGUCGCUGCUGACGGACGCCCGCUUCGGCUUCGCGCUCGACAGCCUGAGGAAGACCGCGCUGAUCGAGUCGAAGGACAACAUCUUCUUCAGCCCGCACAGCAUACACCAGGCUCUGAGCCUGGCGUACUUCGGCGCGCGCGGCACUACCGAGGAGGCCCUCAAGCGGGCCCUCCACAUUCCGAACGACCUCUCGAAGGUCGACGUGCAGCGUUACUACGCCAUCGAGAAAUCCCUCAAUCAAAUGCGUUCCCAGAUAAAUGGGUCUGCAAGUUCCUACGAUUACAAAGUCGCCAACAGAUUUUGGAUUACGAACACCAAGAAGCUGCGCGAGUGUAUGUUCGAUUUGUUCGGCGACGAGUUGCAAGUGACCGAUUUCCAUACAAAUCCCGCCAACGUGAGAGAUCAGAUCAAUAAUUGGGUCAGUAAUAUGACGAAAGGACACAUUCGCGAUCUCCUGCCGCCGAACAGCAUUGGUGAGGACACGGAUCUGGUUUUGGCGAACGCGGUCUACUUUAAGGGUCUGUGGACCUCUCGUUUCGACCCGAAUAACUCGAAGCGCGACAUCUUCUACGCUUCCGGCGCUCUCUAUCCGCAAAACUCUUUCACCACUUUCAUGCGUCAGAAGGGGAAUUUCAAUUAUGACAUCUCUGAAGAGCUAGGCGCAUACAUCCUGGAAUUACCGUACAAAGGUAACGAGGUGUCGAUGUUCGUGCUGCUCCCCCCGUUCUCUACCGCGCGGUCUCUUCAAAACCCGCCGAGCGAGCCUCGGGACGGAAUCCGUCAACUCGUGGAACGUCUGGCGACGGAGAAGGGAUCCCGGGAGCUACGCGACCUGCUGGACAACGGGUUGUUGUCGCGCGAGGUCGAGGUCAGCCUGCCACGUUUCACGCUCGAGCGAGAGCUGCCUAUCGGACAGCUGUUACACGCGCUAGGCGCCGGUGAACUGUUGGCACCCGACGUGGCCGAUCUGCGUGGCUUCGUCGCGGACGGCGAGCGGAACCUGCACCUUGGCGAUGCGGUACACCGGGCUCGUAUCGAGGUUACGGAGGAGGGCACUACUGCGGCCGCGGCCACCGCGAUCUUCACCUUCCGCUCAAGCCGACCGACCGAACCUGCCGUCUUCAACGCCAACCAUCCGUUCGUUUACCUGAUCUACAAUAAGGCUGAUCACACCAUCCUUUUCACCGGUGUCUUCCGUUCGCCUAGCACAGCCCAGCAGACGUAUGCCCUGACUCCCGGUGCUGUUUAGACAAGGGACGUGUCGUUUGGGAGAAACUCAUCUUUGGAAAGAUAGUCAAAGCAGCGCAGAGGCCUGACGACGAGACGAAGAUCGGCAAAUUCGAGUUUUCCACUUCCUCUUGGCGAGCUGAUACCAUUCUUGACGGGAUCUGUUUCUCAUGUGGCACUGAGAGAUUAUUUUUUGAUAAUCGGAGAUCGGUUGGUUCUUUAAACGGCUGAUCUCUUGAAUUUAUGAAUUUUCGAAGGGUCGACGAAAGGGGAUUUCUUCGACGAUUUUUUGAGUAAAGUCUGUCGCGUGAAUCUCAUUAAUUUAUUCUUGCAUUUAGAUUUUACAUUUUAUGCUGUCUCUUUCUUUUAUUUUUAAAGUUAGGUAAAGACGAGUGUAAAACGAGCCAAAAGUUUGCACAGUGUUAACGCUUUUUGAUAUAUGGAUGAUAAAUUCAACGAACGGUGAUCUCACCGACUGACUGAAACAGCUGUUCAACAGAUAUUUAUUUCUUCCUUCGAAUCUGAAAAUUAAAUUGUUUUAAUAUAAUGUAUUGGAAGAAAAAAAUCAAAGAUUGUAAAAAUAUUAAGCGAAGAUUUAUAUAAUACGAGAAAAAUGAAUAAAAAUGCUUUUAGAUAUAUAAAAUUAAAUGUUUUUUUGACUCAUUUUAACAUCAUCAUAAUGAUAUAUGAAUGUGACAGCGACAGUACAAACGCUAAAAGAGAUAUUAGAAACAAUAAAAGAUCAAUCAUCGAUUAAUCAAU